CUUCUACACGCUUCCAGUUCACAUGACAGACAUGGCUUGGACAGCGCGGCUGUGGUCCACAUCUAACCGCGGAUAACGGUCCUCUCCCCCGGUACGACGAGUAUUUGAGAUAUUUCAAACUCAUACCUCCGUCUCUAGAAAGCAGAAAGGGGAUAAAAGCAACGACGGGAAUAGCAGCAUCAUCUUUGCUUCACUUCCAGCUAACGGUCCGUGAAGGCAAGUGCAGUUCACCCACCUGCGCCUGCAGCUGCGACACAGCGCUAUCUCCCGGCAUUUUCCUGCUUUCCACACGGAUAAAAGCCAAGCUGCGACUUGCCUUCAGCGAUGAGGGUCUUUCCGUCAUUAGCCGCCCUUUUCAUCGCCUGGUUUGCGGUUUUAGGUUGCACUCAGGCCGUUACCCUUGAAGUGAAGGAGGGAAACUCUACCUGCAUUAAAGCUGAGCUCUCUGCAUCAUUCUCCAUCACAUACAACACGUCCAGCGGCACAAGAACAGCUUCAGUCUCUCUGCCUGACUCUACCACAGUUGAUGCAGCGAGCAGCUCAUGCGGCGGCUCUCCAUGGCUGGUGGCGGUCUUUGGAUCCGGUCACACACUGGGGUUGAGUUUCUCAAACAAUGGAAGUGUCUAUAGCGUUGCUAACCUGACUCUUCAAUACAACCUGAGUGAUACUUCGGUGUUUCCUGAUGCCAACAGCUCUGAUGUGGUCACUGUGGUGUCUGCCUCAGUUGGGAUCUGGGCGCCGAUCAACACCACAUACCGGUGUCUGAGUCCAACCGCUGUCACCGCUGGUGGGGCUACUGUCACUUUCUUUGAUAUGAGGCUGGAGGCGUACAUGCCAGGAAAUGACCUGAGUCCAACAGAAAGCGUCUGUGUGGCAGAUCAGGCCACUACAACAGCUCCAACUACCACUGCCAGCACUGCAGCACCAACAACUCCACAACCAACUGCACCAGGAACGCCUGAACGGGGCACCUACUCCUUGAAGGACAACAACGGCACUAUAUGUCUCCUGGCUCAAAUGGGACUGCAGCUUAAUGUCUCCUAUGUCUCUCAGGCUCAGAACAAGACUGUCCAAGAAUUAUUAAAUCUGACUCCCAAUCUGACAAACUCAUCUGGAUCAUGUGGAGUUAGCAGCGCUACCUUGGUUUUGACACAAGAGCAAACAACAGUGCUAAGCUUCACCUUCACUCUGAACUCAACAUCCAACAAAUACCACCUGAGUGGAAUCAGUCUGCAGGCAAACUGGUCCGAUUUGACUGCUCCCAUCUCAGCCAGUAACAACAGUCUUGACUAUCUGCGGAGUACGCUGGGUCGCUCUUACAUGUGCAACGCAGAGCAGACGCUGGUUGUGAUACAAACUUUCUCUCUCAACACAUUCAGACUGCAGGUCCAGCCGUUUGGCGUCACAACUAACCAGUUUGCUACAGCCGAGGACUGUCAGAUGGACCAGGACCAGAUGUUGAUCCCUAUUAUUGUUGGAGCAGCUCUGGCCGGCCUGGUGCUGAUUGUCCUUAUUGCGUAUCUAAUAGGCAGGAAGAGGAGCCACGCUGGAUACCAAACCAUCUGAGUGAACCCUUGAUUUAACUUAAACCAGACAGACUGAAUGGUGGAGAGAUUAACCCAAGUGUGUGUGAGUGAGCAAGUUAUAGACUGUGGACACAAGCUUGAGUGAAUGGCAGUUCUCUGUGGUGAGUGCAUGCCUACCUUGCGUGACCUCUGGAUAUUAUACUUCCUGUCACUUUUCUUUUGAUUAAAAGCAAAAUGCGUGCUAACUUUAGAGGGUGUGCAUCUCGGUGAAGCCUGAGAGGACUGACACUUCAGCUCAUCAACAAUGGAGGAUGUUUGAAUUUACUGUCAAUGAUUCAGCUCCACUUGUUUUUUUAUGUUCUUGGGAUUGGAUUGAACUGCUGUUUUUAGUUUUUUGAUCAUCGAGUUAAAGAGUCAGAGCGAGUCAAAUGAACCCAAGUCCAAAUUCAUUGAAUCAAUUUUGAGUAUGACCACAAAUAAACUUUCAACUUCAUCAGCAAAUUACCAUCCUCUGUGAAAAGGGAAAGCUUUGAAUCUGUCCCAUUAUUCCACAGUUAAAAUCAAUUAAAGAAAAAUUAUAGCUGUUUUCCACUGGACCCUCCCCCCCCCCGUAAAUUAUUGAUGGGUACAGAAUCUUGUGGCGCACGAUGGCCAUUUCCAUUUAUUUAAGCAGUAUAUAGUAAAGCUACUCGUUGCAUACAGUAUAAAAGAAUAAAAUUACUUCCUCUCUGCUAUAUUUUCAUUAGGUGUUUGUUUUUUUUUGUUUUUUUGUGGGACUUAAUUGUGGCAGUAAUUUAUCUGGUCAAAAAGGUGGCUGCAACCAAAGUGGUCUGUACUGAGAAGUGUACAGACAGGAAAGCCUCCACUUAUAGCACAAGUAGCCACAACUCCAGCACCUCCCGGUCUUUCAGUGGUUUCUAUGGAAGCUCAGUGAGGUGUGGCAGUUUGGAAACGCAUGCAAGCACAAACCUGUCUUUUAUUUUUUAGAAAGCUACAAUAAUUUUCUCUCUCCUUAAGUCACAUUCUUGCACAGUAUUUGUACACUGCAGCUGUGCAGUGAAUAUUUGUCACAGCAUUCUUGCUCAGUUUGAGUCUGAAAAGAUUUUUGUGCGUAUGAAUUUAUAUCCAAAUGCAAGGAAGAAUGAGGUGAAAUAUCUGGGAAUUUUCCUUUAAUUCAACAGAUCAAGCACAGCUGGUAAUUGUAAUGACAAUGAUGUAGAUCACUAGGCCACACAGCAUAUAUGAACAAGCAAAUGGGUUCAUUUUUUUCAUUUUCAUGUUUCAACUCCCUCUUGCAAAUGUUAAUUAUAAUGAUUUGUUUUAUUUUUAUAGAAAAUGGUUGAUCUCGUUUUCUAUUAUGCAUCUUACUGCAAGUCAAUAAAACUGUGAAAAGUC
Molecule: messenger RNA, 2921 nt
Organism: Melanotaenia boesemani (Boeseman's rainbowfish)
Lineage: Eukaryota; Metazoa; Chordata; Actinopteri; Atheriniformes; Melanotaeniidae
Gene: lamp1a
Product: lysosomal associated membrane protein 1a
Exons: 9
Coding region: 325-1566 (413 amino acids)
Cellular component (GO): membrane
Source: RefSeq, a predicted model, not a curated record